AUGAGCCGUCAAGCCAACUACAGCCAACAGUCCUGCAGGUCUUCUAGUGGAGGAGGCCACCGCCAGGGCUUCAGUGGCCGCUCAGCUGUGGUGUCAGGCCAGAGCCGGAUCAGCGCCACCAAGUCCUCCUCCGGCUCUCGCUCAGGGGGAGGAGGCAGCGGAUCUUCUGCUUGCGCCAUGAUGGGACGAGGUUUUGGUAGCCAGAGUCUCUACAACCUUGGGGGGACCAAGAAGAUCUCCAUCAGCGUGGCUGGAGGCAGCAUGCGGGCAGGAGGGUUUGGGGGAGCUGGAGGUUUCGGAGGAGGAGCUGGAGGUUUCGGAGGAGGAGCUGGAGGUUUCGGAGGAGGAGCUGGGGGUUUUGGAGGAGGAGCUGGGGGUUUUGGAGGAGGAGCUGGAGGUUUCGGAGGAGGAGCUGGGGGUUUUGGUAGAGGAGCUGGUGGCUUCGGUGGCCCUGGUGGCUUCGGUGGUCCUGGUGGCUUCGGUGGUCCCGGUGGUGCAGGUGGCUUCUCAGGUGGAAUCCAUGAAGUAACUGUCAAUCAGAGCCUUCUGCAGCCCAUGAAUGUAGAAAUUGACCCUCAGUUUGGGCAAGUAAAAACCCAGGAGCGGGAGCAGAUCAAGACUCUCAACAACAAGUUUGCCUCCUUCAUAGACAAGGUGCGAUUUCUGGAGCAGCAGAACAAGGUCCUGGAGACCAAGUGGAGCCUCUUGCAGGAGCAGGGUUCUAAUUCUAAUGCCAACAGUAACAACCUUGAGCCUUUUUUUGAGAACUACAUUAGCAGCCUCAAGGACUUCCUGAAUGGACUUCUCAAUGAGAAAAACAAACUGGAGGGAGAGCUGAGGAGCAUGGAGGACCUGGUGGAAGACUUCAAAAAGAGGUAUGAAGAGGAAAUCAACAAGCGUACAGCUGCAGAGAAUGACUUUGUGGUCCUGAAGAAGGAUGUUGAUGCCACCUAUAUGACCAAAGUGGAGCUGGAGGCCAAGGUGGAGAACCUGACAGAUGAGAUCAACUUCCUGCAGGCCCUCUACAAUGCUGAGCUGUCCCAGAUGCAGUCAGACACAAGUGACACAUCUGUAGUGCUAUCCAUGGACAACAACCGCUUUCUGGACCUGGACAGCAUCAUUGCUGACGUCCGUGCCCAGUACGAGGAGAUUGCUCAGAGGAGCAAGGCUGAGGCUGAGGCCCUGUACCAGUCCAAGUUGGGAGAGCUGGAGACCACGGCCGGCAGACAUGGUGAUGACCUGAAGAACACUAAGAGUGAGAUCUCUGAGCUCAACAGAAUGAUCCAGAGGCUGAGGGCAGAGAUUGAGAGUGUCAAGAAGCAGAAUGCCAAUCUGCAGACAGCCAUUGCUGAUGCUGAACAGCGUGGGGAGCUGGCCCUCAAGGACGCCAAUGCCAAGCUCCAGGACCUCAAGGCCGCUCUGCAGCAGGCCAAGGAGGAACUGGCCCGGCUGCUGCGAGAGUAUCAGGACCUCAUGAAUGUCAAGCUGGCCCUGGAUGUGGAGAUCGCCACUUACCGUACCCUCCUGGAGGGUGAGGAGUGCAGGAUGUCUGGGGAGUGCCAGAGUGCAGUUAGCAUCGAGAUGGUCAGUAACACCAACAGCAGCAGCAGCAGCGGCGGAGGCGGAGUCUCUGGUGGCCGCGGAGGCCGGGGCGGCUCCUCCGGCGGGAGCAGCGGCUCCUAUGGCGGCAGCAGGGGCGGCAGUGGGUCCUACAGCGGCAGCGGGGGCAGCAGCGGCUCGUACGGCGGCAGCGGCUCCUAUGGCGGCAGCGGCUCCUACGGCGGCAGCGCGGGCUUGGGCGGCCCCGGGCGCAGCGGCGGCGGCAGCCCCGGGGGCCUGGGCUCAGGCGGGAGCUCUGUAGUGCGCGGGGGUAGCUCCACUUCCACGUCCGGGGGUUCCUGUGCGGUUAGCGGAGGCGGCAGCAGCGGCAGCAGCUCCAAUCGCGUCUCGCAGAGCUCCUCCCAGAGCUCCUCUCAGAGCCAGCGGUCCCACCACAAGUUCUGA
Molecule: messenger RNA, 2004 nt
Organism: Elephantulus edwardii (Cape elephant shrew)
Lineage: Eukaryota; Metazoa; Chordata; Mammalia; Macroscelidea; Macroscelididae
Gene: KRT3
Product: keratin 3
Exons: 10
Coding region: 1-2004 (667 amino acids)
Biological process (GO): keratinization; intermediate filament organization
Cellular component (GO): keratin filament
Molecular function (GO): structural constituent of skin epidermis
Source: RefSeq, a predicted model, not a curated record